AUGUUUUGUAAAGAUUAUGUAAACAUAGAAUUGCAUGGCUUUGCAGAUGCGUCCGAACGAGCUUAUGGUGCAUGCGUAUAUAUACGAUCAGCUAACAAAAAUUCAAACUUUAAAAUUCAACUCAUUACUUCCAAAUCUAGAGUAGCACCAUUGCGUAACAUAACACUGCCGCGACUUGAAUUAUGUGCAGCGCACUUAUUAGCAAAUCUUAUACAAAAAAUCAAAACAGCGUUAAACAUCAACUUCGAUAGGGAAUUUUUUUGGAGCGAUUCAACAGUUGCUUUAUCAUGGAUUAAAUCUCCAUCCUACCGUUGGAAAACAUUUGUUGCUAAUAGGGUAGCCGAUAUCCAAACUAAAACUGAUAUCAAUAACUGGUUGCAUGUUAAAUCACAAGACAAUCCCGCUGACUUAAUAUCACGGGGAAUUUUCGCGCGCGAUUUAAUAAAUUCUUCAUUAUGGUGGAACGGUCCAUCAUGGCUACGAUAUCCAAUAAAAAUCGAUCAGCAUAAUAACAACAUACCUACAACAGAUGAGGAAAGUCGUACUACUACCCUAAUUUCCAUUAUUGACGAAACAAAUGAAUUAUUUAAUCGCUAUUCAUCCAUCACUAAACUGAUUCGUGUCGUAGCUCAUUGUUUACGUUUUUCUAACAAUUGCAGACCAAAGAAAAAAGUGAGGGUACGCGGACCUUUACAAGUAUGUGAACUGAAUAUUUCGCGUAUGCUUUUAAUAAAGUUAUCUCAAAACGAAGCAUUCAAAAAGGACAUAAGUAAUAUAAUAAAGAAUGGGUCGGUAGAUAAAACUUCUAAUUUAAAAACGUUAAAUCCUUUUCUUGACGAAAACGGAAUACUUCGCGUUGGAGGUCGCUUAAAAAACUCAAACAUUGGUUAUAGCAAGCGUCAUCCAAUAGUUUUGCCGAAAAAACACAUAUUAACAACGUUAAUUGCGAAAUAUGAACACUUGAGACUAUAUCACUGCGGGUCUCAAAUGUUGUUAAAUACUUUACGCAAUAAUUAUUGGCCAAUGGGGGGUAGAAAUCUAACUAGAAACAUAGUCAAAAAUUGCAUAACUUGUUUCAAAGUUAAACCAACUUCAAUAAACCCAUUAAUGGGAAACUUACCAACACAUCGAAUAACCCCUCAAACGCCAUUUUCGACAUGUGGCGUCGAUUACGGAGGUCCCAUAAUUCUAAGAGAUCGCCGUACCAGAGGUUAUAAAAAAUAUAAAGCAUAUAUCUGUUUGUUUGUCUGUUUUGUCACCAAAGCUAUUCACAUUGAACUAGUAUCCGAUUUGACCGCGGAGUGUUUUUUAGCAGCUUUGAGACGAUUCACUGCACGCCGCGGCAAACCUAGCGAUAUAUUUUCGGACAAUGGCACUAACUUCGUAGGUGCAAAUUCUGAAUUAAACGAAUUAUCUAAAUUUUUACAAAAUAAAUCUAUUAAAUCUACCAUUACAAACAAUCUAUCAAUUGAGUCUAUAUCCUGGCAUUACAUUCCGGCAAAUUCUCCUCACUUUGGGGGGCUUUGGGAGGCAGGCAUUAAAUCAUGUAAAGCCCAUUUAAAACGCGUUCUUGGCAAUGCAUGCCUUACGUUCGAAGAAUUUUACACAGUAUUAACACAGAUCGAAGCAAUAUUAAACUCAAGACCACUAUCUCCAUUAAGCUCUGAUCCCAAUGAUUACAAUCCUUUAACUCCCGGCCAUUUUUUAAUUGGCAAACCACCCACAUCAAUCCCAGAUCCAUGUGUGCUUGAAAUUCCGGAGAAUAGGCUGUCAUGCUAUCAGCGUCUUCAGAGACUGACGCAACACUUUUGGAAGCGGUGGUACAAAGAAUAUAUAUCGGAACUACAAGUGAGAACAAAAUGGCACAAAUAUUCAUCAGAACUCAUUAAAGUCGGUAAUAUGGUACUAUUACGCGAUGAAAAUUUACCACCACUACGGUGGCGAUUGGGUCGAAUCAUAACACUACAUCCCGGAGAAGACGGCAUCGUGCGAGUGAUAACAGUGAAAACAAACAAUAAUUUAGUGAAACGUGCAGUAUCAAGAAUCUGUGUCUUACCAAUUGACGAUAAAUAA
Ctenocephalides felis (cat flea) is the source of this 2073-nucleotide messenger RNA. RefSeq lists its product as uncharacterized. Gene Ontology annotation, biological process: DNA integration. Gene Ontology annotation, molecular function: nucleic acid binding. The record is from RefSeq and is a predicted model, not a curated record. Lineage: Eukaryota; Metazoa; Arthropoda; Insecta; Siphonaptera; Pulicidae. The transcript has a single exon. The coding region runs from base 1 to 2073 and encodes 690 amino acids.